GCGGCUCCCGCCGAUGGGCCGGGCCAGACCGCCGUGGUCCUGUUUUACCGCUACGAGAACCUGGGCCAGCGGAGGUCCCAGGAGCUCGCCGCGCAGCAGCGCGCCCUCGGCGAGCGGCUCCGCCUCGUGGGCCGCGUGCUCGUGGCGGGCGAGGGCAUCAACGGCACUGUCCAGGGCAGAGCCGAAGCCGUCGCCGAGUACGAGGCCGCCGUGGAGACCACGCUGGGGGUUGGCAUCGACUGGAAGAGGAGCACCGCUGGCGCCGAGGCGCUUUUCCCGGACUUCGCCGUAAAGGAGGUCGCCGAGCUGGUCAGCUUCGGCCUCCCGGACAUGGAACGCCAGAACGUUUCAUGGAGCGUCAGCUUUCGGACACCCGAGGAUUGCCGCUCUAGCGGCGCCGGACUUCCUCUCCCCGCGCUACUGGCCAGCGCGCCUCGCGCUCCAGGGAGAGGGCGGUGCACGCAGAGGAUCAGCGCCGGCGGAGAAGCCGUCCGCCGUCCGCGGACGUCCGACGGCUCACGUUUACGCAUGUGGCUCUCCCUGGUGCUCCCAUAG
Prorocentrum cordatum is the source of this 555-nucleotide messenger RNA. The record is from the annotation of a GenBank genome assembly. Lineage: Eukaryota; Dinophyceae; Prorocentrales; Prorocentraceae.